Anopheles darlingi is the source of this 1623-nucleotide messenger RNA. It is a transcript of the gene Nemp, whose product is annotated as nuclear envelope integral membrane protein 1. Gene Ontology annotation, cellular component: nuclear envelope. The record is from RefSeq and is a predicted model, not a curated record. The transcript is spliced from 2 exons. The coding region runs from base 86 to 1312 and encodes 408 amino acids. Lineage: Eukaryota; Metazoa; Arthropoda; Insecta; Diptera; Culicidae.
GUGAUGCGCUUAACCGGCAGAAAUUCCAGAUUUUUUAGCAAAAUUCGAGAAACUUUGAAGAAACUUCGCUGUUUUUAAGGACGCUAUGAGGAGCGUCGGUUGGUUGCUAGUGGUCUGCCUGUGGCCGAGUGUGGCCCUGGGCCAGGAAACGAAGAAAAACAAAGUAAAUUUCCUGCAACCGGAUCGCCCCGUGCGGUACACGCCGGACGAAUGGAGCAUCUAUCGGCCCGGACUGGUGGUGUACUGCCACCACGGACAGGAGGAAACUCCGCUGAACGCCUUUCUGACCGUGACGCUGAGACUGGAUUGCGAUCAUGAAGAUUUUAACCAAUAUCCGGGCAACACACCGGCGGAGGUGGAGAAACACUGGCAGGAUGACCAGAGUCUGUUCAGCUUCAAUCUGUUUGCCUCGAAGAAGCGACGACUCGUCGAGCUGGAUCCGUUCAACCAGAGCUGCCUCGGAAUUGUGUCGUCGGGAAACUACGAGAUGACGCUGCUGUUGAACCGCUUUGAUGUGUGGCGCGUCGGAAUGCUGUUUUUCGGAGCGCUCAUAUUCUUCACUGCCCACGCACUGAGCCAGAACUCGCUGUUCUACUACUUCGGCGGCGUCGUACUCGGUGUGGCAUCGUCCGCCCUGAUCAUCGUGUACUUCUUCAGUAAACUGCUACCGUAUCGGCCCCUCAUGUACGGUGUGAUGCUCGGCGGAUGGACACUCGGCAUCUGUGGACUGCAGAUGCUGUACGAGAACAUGCGCGUCAUCUUCGUGGUGUACCGGCAUUACGUGUUCUGGUAUAUCCUGGUGGUGGGCUUCUUCACCUUCCUCGUUUGCUACCGGAUGGGUCCACCACGGAAUCCGCGGAGCAAACAAGUGAUCCAGUGGGCAUUGCAGUUGAUGGCUCUUGCCCUCAUGUUUUUCUCCACCUACCAGCGCACGCUGGCUGCGUGCAUCGUGACAGUGGCCACCACCGGGUACUUCCUGUCCGUGCCGAUUGCUGUGGGCCGAUGGUUACUCAACAAGUACUAUCGUCUGUUUCCGGCCAAGCGCCGACUGCUCACGUUGGAGGAGUUCGAGCAGCAAGGCAUUGUCGAAACGGCCAAAGCACUAAACCAGCUGCGGGAGUACUGUCGCAGUCCGGAUUGCAAGCAGUGGAAAACGGUGCUGAGGCUGCAGGAACCGAUACGCUUCGCGUCCUUUAUCGAGGGAUCGAACCACCUGCUGGACGAAGAAAUCUCCGAGUACGAGGCUCGCUCGUCGUGUGACGAUAUAUCGAUAUCGGAGGAUGAGCUCGAUGAGAGCAUCCCUUCGUCGUAAUGCCAUAGUCGCGAACCCUCAACCCUCCGAAACCAUGGCUUCUUGUACAUUAAUGGAGUAGUGUACUGCCUUUUGUGACUUGUAAAUAAACCGAACACCGUUUUCAAUCGUAGGAAGCGGCUUUACUCAUACGGUCGCUUCAUCGUCGCGGUUACAUUUCAACAUCCCACUCACAACAUUUCACCCAAAUAUACAAGCCAAGGCAACCAUAAUGGCAUAAAGACUGAAUAAUACAGCAACCAUUGCGCUCCACCAAGCCUACUCAAACGCGUAAUGUUUGCUUUCUGUUCUUGAAUAAAAAUUUCACUCGU